CCGUACGUCGCUGUUUAUGGUUUGCAUUGGUGGUCUGUCUCUCGUAAUGGUAUAACAUAUAGGUUUUCUCUUUUUGUCGAUUACAGGCAAAGCAUCUUUAUUAAAAGAUUACGACUGCAAAACGAAUCUGACCAUUUCUAAGAGCUCCGGUAAAUGAUAGACAUCAUGAACACUGUUGGUUUUUACACACAGCUAACAUCCAUAAUGGAAGUGUUGGCGAAUGCAGCUGUUGUUGAAAUAGGCAAACUUUUCGAAGAUCAUUACGCUCUGUUGGGAUUAGAGAUAUCGCGAUGUACAAACGAAAACGACUCUCUGAGAAAGAAAUGUGUGUUUCUGGAGACUGAACUUCAGGCUGCACGGAGAAACACCAGCAGGAUGAACGAGACUGAAGCUUCAUUCAGCGACGGACCGACAGACACAGGACAUCCUGCAAUUGACAAUGUGUUUGGUAAGAAGUGGUGCAUGGACUUGUGGAGAGACGAGGAGUCAAACAUUUGUCAAAAUGAGGAGACGAAUCUGAGCUCUUCAGCUAACACAGUAGAGACAGUUGAUUUGUUGAAUGAAGAAGCAGACGGGAUCCUGAUUAAGGAUGAGACGUUUGAGGAUUGCCCAAGUCAAAAUAAAACUGAAGAUAAAAGCAACAGUUUAAGUAGUACAGGACCUGCAGUGGGCAGCAAUGAGAGAUGUGAUGCUGAGAGUUCAGAAGAUUUGAUCACAUACACAAUACCUACAUGUGACCAAGUGCAGUCAAACGCACCGCAGAGACAAACCGAUAAACCAACUCCUAAUGCAAGACUUUCUACACAUGGAAACAGUCCAACACAGCCUCAUUUGAUGACUGAUGAGGUUGUUUCAACCUUUACCAGUAGCGCUAAAUUCAGCAGUACACAAAACCAGACGAGCGCUUCAGGAAUUAAAAAGAUUGAAUGUAUAUUCUGUGGAAAAACCUUUAACCUUCGAAGAUUUCUGAACUUACACAUGAAGACACACUCUCAAGAAAACGGUUUCGGCUGUACAAUCUGUGGCAAACUAUUUGCUACAAAGAGAGCCCUGUCAAAACACCACCGGAUCCAUAUGGGUGAGAGGCCGUAAACGUGCAUGGACAGUGGGAAGAGUUCUGUCUAAAAGUGUUAUCUUACUAAGCAUCUCCAAACCCAUACCAGCUAAAGCAUCUUCAAAGCCAUACCAGAGUAAAGCCUUAUAGUUGUGUCAAAUGUGGUAAAGUUACACAAACAAAUGGGAUUUUGAUAUACACCCGUGCUAAAAAAUAUGAAAGUAAAUCAUCUAAUAAUGAACAUCUAUUUGUAGCUUUAGUUUGAAAACUUCCUGUCAGUAUGUUUCUAUUACAACAGCAGUGUUGACUAACUAUGAGGCUUUUUAUAGGCCUACCCGGAUAAGAAACAUGUUGUUUUGUUUCUUAAAUAUAAGUUUACACUGUUGUUAUUUUUCACUAAAGUUUUUAUUUGAAGAAAAUGUUACAGAUGUAGACUUUAUAUCACAAAUAUAUAUCACAAAUAUAAUAUCUGUUUAAUAUAAUAAUAAUAAUAAUAUAAUAUCUAAAUGUUUUUAAAAUUAUAUUAUUACUAAUUGUUAUCAUUAUAAUAUCUGUGAUCCAAUCACUAAGUAAAAAGUAUCUAUACAUCAUAGUAUUUUUUUUAUUUUGCUCAUGUUUACUUCUUAUAUUCACCUCUAAUUUAAAUAUCACCCGAUACUUGUCACAAAAACAUGCAAUAGCAUAACAUUGUCAAUACACAUUAUUAAUGGGAUGGGCCACAAGCUGUACAUUCUGCAGGGUUCAUGUGUUCUUUCAUAACAUUAUAAAGCAAAAAAGUGUUUCAAAAAUGUUUUCAUUGCACAUAUCUAAAGCUGAAGAACUUUCUCCAACCAAACUUUGACCACCCUGGCUGUGUGCUUGUGCAAAACUUUGGUUCACAUACAGAAUGUAGAUGCAAAGAACAUCUGAAUCAAUCUGCAAUUAAAGUCAGUCAGAUUGACAAAAAAUAGGUGCAUGUAAACAUAGCAAUUGAGUGAAGGGUCGACAGGAUGUAAGUCUGAAGAUAUUUGUACCUACCUACACAUCCCAGCUAACACAUGAUGAACCAGUUACACAAGUUAUUUGUCAUUUUUGGUCUUAUUAACUGGCCACGUAACUGUAAUGUCCCAGGCAUGCAAUUUCAUUAACAUUAAAGUGAAGUACUAAUUCACAACAUUACCUUUACUAUCUCCUAACAUUGCAAGAUAACCAGGGAUGGUCUAGUUAUGUAUUACGUACUAUUCUCAUCAUAAAUGUUACUGGUAUGAGUGAUGAGAUGAGUGCCUGCAAACUUUUUUUUUUACAAAUAUUUCCCUUUCACUGAAUAAAUAUACUUCUGUUUUUCUUCUCUUAAAAUAAAUAUUUUUAUAUUUUGUGAUUGAAUCAUGAUGUGGGCUUAUUAUAUAUAUAUAUAUAUAUAUAUAUAUAUAUAUAUAUAUAUAUAUAUACACUAGUCAACAUUUGAAGUGGAUCAAAACCUUUCCUAAAAGUUGUCUUAAAACCAAUACCCAGUACCCGUUCUUGUCUUAGGACAAGUUUGAUGAAUGUUUUUGAUCCACUUCAAAUGUUGACUACUAUAUAUGAAAACGAAUUAAUA
Paramisgurnus dabryanus is the source of this 2630-nucleotide messenger RNA. The record is from RefSeq and is a predicted model, not a curated record. NCBI's taxonomy places the organism in Eukaryota, Metazoa, Chordata, Actinopteri, Cypriniformes, Cobitidae.